CUGAGGUAUUUUCCGGACACACGUCAUGUGAUUGAACCGUGGGCUUUUAUUGGUCAGUUUCUACUCCGUGUUUAUUUCCGGAAGCAAGUUCUGUCAGUGUCAGACUUUCCAUAAGGAUUAUUAAACCUCAAAUCUACAGCGCCGGAAAGACAGGUGUGUCCUCUUCCACAGGAUGGCACAUUGGUUUCACAGAAACCCACUGAAGGCAACAGCGCCUGUGUCCUUUAAUUUUUAUGGAGUGGCAGGGAGCCCCGCUGCCAAUAAGAUAUGCAAUGACCUGAGGACAACGAGGGCGAGACUGCUGGAGAUGUUCACUGAUGUCACCUGCAACCCUGAGAUCAUGAAGAAUGCCACAGAUGCAUACUUCUCCCUCCUACAAGGCUUUAUCUUAUCCUUGGAUGGAACUACACAGGAGAAUAAGAUGAGGUUCUUCCAGAACUUCAAGUGGACUGACACCUUACAAGGAAACACACCAAGUGCCCAGCAGGAUGCAGUCUUUGAACUGGUCUCCAUGGCCUUUAAUGUAGCUCUCUGGUACACCAAGUUUGCCUCAAGACUAGCAGGGAAAGAAAACAUAACGGAGCCUGAAGCGAAAGAUGUUCACCGGAGCCUGAAAGUUGCUGCUGGUAUAUUCAAAAACCUCAAGGAGGUCCACAUCCCUCGUCUCAUCACCCCAGCUGAAAAGGGCAGAGACCUGGAGCCCAGAGUGAUUGAUGCAUAUAUCAUUCAGUGCCAAGCAGAGGCGCAAGAAGUGACAAUUGCCAGAGCGAUUGAACUGAAGCACAAUGCCACACUCAUCGCAGCGUUGGCAUUUGAGACGGCAAACUUCUAUCAAAAAGCUGACCACACGUUGAACACCUUGGAGCCGGAGUGCAGUAGCAAGUGGAGGAAGUAUCUUCAGCUGAAGCAGCACUUUUACAUGGCUUAUGCAUACUGCUAUCAUGGACAGACACUGCUGGCGAGUGACAAGUGUGGUGAGGCUAUAAGAUCUCUCCAGGAGGCGGAAAAGUGUUACUCCCGUGCCGAGGCGCUGUGUAAAGAGUAUCGUCAGACCAAAGGCCCGGGCACCACAGCCAAACCAUCAGAGCAGCUGUUCUUCCUCAAACUGGGCGGCGUCAUUAAAAACACACUGGAGAAGUGCCAGAGAGAAAAUGGCUUCAUAUACUUCCACAAGGUCCCAGCUGAGGCACCCCAGCUGGAGUUGAAGGCAAGUUACGGCCUGGCUGAGCCAGUCCCCUUCGAGCUGCCGCCCCUCACUCAGCAGUGCACUGCUGAAGUCUAUGCCACCUUUGACCUGACCAAGGGAGCCAAAAAUGACAAGGCCAAACCCAAGGAGGAGGAGGUGAAACCAGUGAAGGAGCCAGAUUUGAAGCCUCAGAAGGACACAGGCUGUGUCGUCUCCUAAACUUUCCACAGAUUCCAUUUUCAGCCUUGUGCUUCAGUACCAUCUAUUGCGAUGAUGGCAUCCAUAUUUCUUUUCAUGUAAACCUCCAUAAGAAAAAAUGUAAUUUUUUUUGUAAUAUUAAUCCAUGGUGUUUUACAUUUAUGCUGAAACAUGUGUAUUGUAUUUGGGUAUGACAACCAUUAUCCUUGCAUCUAAACCAGAGCCAGUCACAUCCUCUGAACAGCUCAUAGCUUCUCAUAAAGAAAACAUUUUAAAAGAUGGAAAGUUCUGUCAGGUUAUUGUUGUUAUUAUUACAUGUCAGCUGAAAGGAUUACUUUUAAUUAGGUCUUUACAUGAGGUAAUUUCAAGUGGAACGAUUAUAAAUAAGCCUUGUUGGUGAAGAAGUUGUUAAUGGUGCCUUUGGCUGCAAUGUAAACCUGUUCACUGUGGCCCCUUACAGAAGUGUCUGGUGUCUAACCUUCUUGGCACUGUAGUUCUCUGGCCUGUAACAUGGCCUGAAACAUGCUAAGAAAGUAGUAGCAACUGAAAUGAUAAAACAACAUAAUAUUUUGAAUAUUUACUACAUGGAAUAUGAUGCAACCAUCCAGAAUGAGUCAAUGCAGGGAAAUUGCAUUUCCACAAUCAGUCUGUAUUCUACAAUAGUUUUAGAAGAUUUGAAUGCAUUACAAGCUGAGAUGUUCAGAAAUUUGUUCAAACACACUUAUGAUAAUUCACAGAAUUUAAAUGUAAAUCAACAAUGGACAGACAAAAUGAACAAGACUGCAUGUGUUAUACCUGGUGCAAUUGGUUUGUUUUAGCUGUAGCAGUUUACAAUCAAUAUUUGAUUUAGAUCACAUGAUGUAUGUAUGUAUUGUAGUUCUUUUUGUACAUGACAUGACAUAGCAGUUUGUUUUUUUUACCUCUACUAUUCAUUUAAGAACAUUUUAUUACUAGACGAGGCUGAAUCAUUCUUUAACAUGCUUCGGGAUUCUGUGAUAUAUCCCUUUAUAAUAGUAGGUCUUAAUUUAUUUCUAUUGUUAUGUUGUUGUGUCAUGAUAUUUUAGUUGGGAACUUAAAACACUCUAAAACACUGUAUGGCAGCAUACAAUUCUAUGUAACUCCAAUCAUAUGUUUUUGGUGAUGUUGAUCUUCAUGUUUCAGUGGAUACACCAGAUACACUGAUACAUACAGUAAAAAGCUUACUCUUGUAAACUGUUCUGUUGCUGAAAGAGUGCUGUUGUCAAUAGUUGACACAAUGUAUGUACUGUACAUUUAUUGAGUGGUAUCCCCUUCCUUAAAGACAAAGAUCAGGGCAUGAGCAUUAUCAGAUUCCCGGGGUAGGAGGGAACGUGAACAUCUGGCCUAAAAUUCUUUGAUGUGCUGCUGAAGAGCUGCUCCAGCUUUUUCACAGAAUUUGCCGCUCUCCCACUUUGAAAAUAAAGUCAUGUCGGUUAAAGCAUAACUAGCAAUUGCUGGAAACUUGUAUAAACUGUAAUAUACUUCUCACAUGUACUAAUUUAUGCCCCUACAUGUAUAUUAGCUUACCUGAACUAGACUACAACAGCAGUGAAAAGGAGACAAGCUAACUUUAUCACAUAAUUUCAUUAUAGCACAUUGUAACACCUUUGCAUUUUAUAUUUAGUUGUGCAGGGAUUUCAGUGGGGAUCUAAUGGAAUUAUAAUGGUCAAGGCGUUUAAUCAUUGUUCAUUAUAUCUGGAACAGCGAAUUCUACAUUGCAGAAAUCAGACCAAUGCUAGUCCUCAAUCCUUUUUAAGGCAACUGUUAAAAGGGCGUGCCAGAUCAGCAUUACAGUGUACUCUCCUGUAGCUCAUUAUUCCUCCUCUAAUGGUGUUCAUGUAAAAUGUAUUUCAAAUGCUAUUAAAUCAUCCAUAAAACUC
Molecule: messenger RNA, 3282 nt
Organism: Siniperca chuatsi (mandarin fish)
Lineage: Eukaryota; Metazoa; Chordata; Actinopteri; Centrarchiformes; Sinipercidae
Gene: brox
Product: BRO1 domain and CAAX motif containing
Exons: 13
Coding region: 173-1405 (410 amino acids)
Source: RefSeq, a predicted model, not a curated record